UUCUUCAGAGGAGAUUGACAGUAAUGUCGUUGACAAAGGUUUCUUCUGAGAUCACUGGCAUCAAAGAAGAGCUCAUUACACGAUUGCGGAAUUUGCUCUUGGCAAUAUCCAGUGGGAAACUUCUGGACCCAGGAAAAUUCGAAAGAUAUGCCAUGAAAACCGCAGAAAUAUAUGUGAAAGAGUAUGGAUGGUAUAAAAUGCCUCCUACUCUUCACAAAGUCCUGUUUCAUGGACACCAGGUCAUUGCGAAGAGCCAAUUUCCUAUCGGGCAUUUGUCUGAAGAACCGCAGGAAGCUCUCAACAAAGAAGUGUACCGGAUUAGAAGAAAUAAUACUCGCAAAUAUUCGAGGACGGCCGCAAACCAGGAUCUGAUUAAUGGUUUAAUUGUUGGGUCAGAUCCUGUAAUCUCCCACUAUCGCUAUCACCAAAUGGAGAAGAAAAAGACAGAAAAUGUACUCCCAGAAGACGUGCAAGAUUUAAUAAGAACCUAAAUCAAAAAAUAUAUUGAAAAGGAAAAUCAAAAAUUAAUUUCUUUGUUUUUAGUAUUUAUUCACUCUUUCACACACAUGUGACGUAGAAAACUACCACACAUGGAUAAAUGGUUUAAUUGUACUAUGGAUAUUCUAAAAGCAGACUCUUGAGGAGAAGAAACAGAACAAAAGAGGUGGCAAUACGUUACAGCUUUGAAUUUGAAUUUGAAUUUGAAGUUAUUUAUGCCCAAAAAAUACAAAGAACUUACAUAGCGUAAUUUUCAAACCCCAUGACAUAAAACCUUAUAACGUGGGACUUUCACACAUAUUUUACAUAUUUUACUCCGGAUUCCUUAUUCACACAUAAAUUGUUUAUAAACACCUUUUUAACGU
Phlebotomus papatasi is the source of this 863-nucleotide messenger RNA. RefSeq lists its product as uncharacterized. The coding region runs from base 24 to 491 and encodes 155 amino acids. The record is from RefSeq and is a predicted model, not a curated record. Lineage: Eukaryota; Metazoa; Arthropoda; Insecta; Diptera; Psychodidae. The transcript is spliced from 3 exons.